CAGACGCGGGAGACUCUCUCUCUCUCUCUCCCACUCUCCUCUCUCUUUCUCUCUCUUGUUUUUUUUCGCUAAAGAUUUCUUUAAAAACAUUUCCGAAAUCGAAUACGAAGAUUUAGCUCUCUCCUCUGCUAUAUUCACUGCGAUAACAAAGUCAGUCAAUCACUCACUCAAACCAAAGUUUCCAUCUUUAUAUAUUUAUGCGUACGGACACACAGUUUCUAUCUCCGCCGCCGUCCUAAUCGCCGCCGUGAGAAUGGGUGAGCCCAGAGACAGUCUCGCUCUCUCUAAUCUACUCAUCUGCCACGAAUCCGAGUCUUGUCUGAACGAACAACAGCAAGACGACGACGACGAUGAGACCAAGAUUGAGAGAUCUGAUGAGCAGCAGAAACCUCACUGUUUCGCAACGAUCGGUGACGACGAUGAAGAUUACGUGGCGGAGCUAGUUCGCAAAGAGAAUCGGCGGUUCGAUGAUGAUGACGACAAACCCACGAAAACGACGUCGUCGCUAGACAGAUUGAUUGCAAUCGAUUGGAUUCUCGCUACAAGAACUAGAUUUGGGUUCCAGCAUCAGACAGCGUACAUUGCAAUCUCGUACUUGGAUCUGUUUCUACACAAGAGAUUCAUCGGUUUGCAGAAAGAUGAAUCGUGGGCGAUUAGAUUGUUGUCAGUGGCGUCUUUGUCACUAGCUGCGAAGAUGGAGGAACGUGUUGUUCCUGGAUUAUCGCAAUACCCACAAGAUCAAGACUUCGUUUUUAAACCCGACGUGAUUCGCAAAACCGAGCUUUUGAUCUUAUCGACAUUGGAUUGGAAGAUGAGUUUGAUCACUCCUUUUCAUUACUUGAACUACUUUCUUGCUAAAAUCUCUCCAGACCGUAACCAAUCUGUUUCUAAAGAGCUUGUCUUGUUAAGAUCCUCUGAAUCUCUUCUCGCUCUUACCAAAGAGAUAAGUGUUACGGAUUAUCGACAGUUCGUUAUUGCUGCUGCUACUACAUUGUUAGCUUCUUCUACUUCAUCGGAUAUUAGAUUGACGAGAGAAGAAAUGGCUAACAAGUUUGGAUCAGUCUCUUGGUGGACUUCUAAUGAGAAUAACAAUGUAUAUUCAUGUUAUGAGAGUAUGGUAGAGAUUGAAGAGAGGAAACAUAUGACACCGCCCGAACUAGCGGUUCCUGGACCGGUGGUUGGUUCGGGAAGUGGCGCUAAACGCCGGCUGUCUUUUGAUGAUUCUGAUCAGCCGUCUUCUUCUUCUCCUGAUGCCAAGAGAAUGCGUAGGCUCUGAAGAGAGUUUUCUUUCCUACUUGGAGUUUUUGGUUUCUAAGUUAUAUUGGUAUUUUUUUUGCAACAUAUUGCUUUGGUUUUUAUAUUCAAUCAUUUGAUUAUAGAGAAAAAAAUGGUCUGAAUACAAUGGUUAUUUCAUCUUUUUUGAAGUAACUCAUAUAUAGAGGUUUAUAUAUGAUGGUCUCUCUUGA
Molecule: messenger RNA, 1466 nt
Organism: Brassica oleracea var. oleracea
Lineage: Eukaryota; Viridiplantae; Streptophyta; Magnoliopsida; Brassicales; Brassicaceae
Product: cyclin-D5-1
Exons: 5
Coding region: 254-1276 (340 amino acids)
Biological process (GO): regulation of cyclin-dependent protein serine/threonine kinase activity; mitotic cell cycle phase transition
Cellular component (GO): cyclin-dependent protein kinase holoenzyme complex; nucleus; cytoplasm
Molecular function (GO): cyclin-dependent protein serine/threonine kinase regulator activity
Source: RefSeq, a predicted model, not a curated record